Molecule: messenger RNA, 3276 nt
Organism: Phyllostomus discolor (pale spear-nosed bat)
Lineage: Eukaryota; Metazoa; Chordata; Mammalia; Chiroptera; Phyllostomidae
Gene: YIPF4
Product: Yip1 domain family member 4
Exons: 6
Coding region: 249-983 (244 amino acids)
Biological process (GO): vesicle fusion with Golgi apparatus; endoplasmic reticulum to Golgi vesicle-mediated transport
Cellular component (GO): trans-Golgi network; membrane
Source: RefSeq, a predicted model, not a curated record
CUGUUAUGGUCCUGUCAGGGCGCCGGCGUCGCGGUGCUGGGGCGGUCGCCACCGAGGGGACUCUGGUGGGGCUGUGUCAGGGGCAGCUCAGCAUCCUGUUACGCUCUUCGCGGGCCACGCCGCAGCCUGCACCUCCCGGGUCUCGGGCAGCACCGUAGGGCGCGCGUGCGGGUUGGCGCCGCGGCCGCCUUGGGGCCCGGGCCCAGCCUCAGCCUCCUCCACCGCCGCCGGCCCCGAGCGGCCGCGAGAUGCAGCCGCCGGGCCCGCCCCCGGCGUAUUCCCCCACUAAUGGGGACUUCACCUUUGUCUCCUCGGCCGACGCGGAAGAGCUCAGUGGUUCAAUAGCAGCUCCAGAUGUCAAGUUAAACCUUGGUGGAGAUUUCAUCAAAGAAUCUACAGCUACUACAUUUCUGAGACAAAGAGGAUAUGGCUGGCUUUUGGAAGUUGAAGAUGAUGAUCCUGAAGAUAACAAGCCACUCUUGGAAGAAUUGGAUAUCGAUCUAAAGGAUAUUUACUACAAAAUCCGUUGUGUUUUGAUGCCAAUGCCAUCACUAGGUUUUAACAGACAAGUGGUGAGAGAUAAUCCUGACUUUUGGGGUCCACUGGCUGUUGUUCUUUUCUUUUCCAUGAUAUCGUUAUAUGGACAGUUUAGGGUGGUAUCAUGGAUUAUAACCAUUUGGAUAUUUGGUUCACUAACAAUUUUUUUACUGGCCAGAGUUCUCGGUGGAGAAGUUGCAUAUGGCCAAGUUCUUGGAGUUAUAGGAUAUUCAUUACUUCCUCUCAUUGUAAUAGCCCCUAUACUUUUGGUGGUUGGAUCAUUUGAACUGGUGUCUACGCUUAUAAAACUGUUCGGUGUGUUUUGGGCUGCCUACAGUGCUGCUUCGUUGUUAGUGGGUGAAGAAUUCAAGACCAAAAAGCCUCUCCUGAUUUACCCAAUCUUUUUAUUAUACAUUUAUUUUUUGUCCUUAUAUACUGGGGUGUAAUCUAAGUCAUAUAUGAGUAGGAAAAGACAAUGUUACCUUUGUGUGAAGCUGGGAAUUCUUGCUGAAGGGAUUGAAGAAAACCUGUUGCUGGUAAAAUUUUACAUUUUCCAGAUGUAAAGAUAGGUUGAAGUUUUUUAAAAAACAUAUUUUUUGGUAUUUAAUUAAGCAAUUACAGUUAUCUGGAUUUUUUUUUUGGUCAGAAUUAUCAGUUCUGUUUGAUUCUUCAUAUUCCAGUAAAUAAAAUAUAAAAGCAUUGUGUUUUUAAGAUUGUGUCAAUAUUCUCCUUAAAAUUUGUGCCAAAAGACCUGGAAUGGUAAUCAUACUCCACUUAAAGGGUAAAGAUGACAACAUCCUGAUAAUCUACAAGUGCAAUUUUUUUCUUUAAAGGGUUUUCUCCUACAUUGCAAAUCCUGUAGAUAUAUAUCUAUUUAUACAUAUAUAUUUAUGAAAUAAUUCUUAUUAUUCACAAAAUAUAUUUCUGAAUAGCUGAAAACUUAAGAUAUUUUCAAUCUGAUGCUUAAACUUUCUUUAAUUUGGCCAUUAAUCUUUUUGUUUGUAAAUUUAAAUUUGUUUUUUAAAUUGUAUAUAAUUUUAAAAAUCACAUACAUGCUUCAGUAUAUCCUUGUUCAGAAUUCUUAAUAAUAACAACUAAAACUAAUUUUAACAUAUGUUGAUGUACAUUUGGUUUGUUUGGGUGUUUUUAAAACUGUUUGAAUAUCUAACCAUUAAAAGUUUCUGUUUAUCUUUCUGACCAAAGGAGCAAAAGGUAUAAUGGAUAUGACAUUCAUUAAGAUUGUCAGUAUGUAGAAAAGCACUAAUAUUUAUAGCAUCAGUAAGUAUUUUUAAAUGGUAUUUCUAAUCCAAAAGUUACUGGAAAGAGACCUUUAAAAUCGUGUGAUCCUGAACAAUGUUACAUGAAGUACAAAAAAAAAAAUAAAAUGUUUCCCAGGUUUGUGUUUUGCUUUAUAACAACUUGUCCUAUAUAACUUGAUAUUUUAAAAAGUAUCAGGUACUCUGACAAAUGUACAAUAUUUGCUAAGGGAAAUAAUAAGAAAUUUUACCUAGUGAAAUUUUUGUUACAAAUAAUUUCAUAGACUAUGUACCUUUAAUUACUAUUACUUUGUAAAGUAGAUGAAAUAUUUAAGUUCAUAUAGUACCUAAUGCCUAAUGACUAUUAGCAGAUUAUUGUAUUAUUUGUUUUUUUCUGAGCUGGAAGCAUUAACUGCUGCCCUCAGUAUGAUUACAGGGCCAUUUCUUGGUAUGUACGGUAUUCCUUUAGCAAUCUUACUCAUCAGGAAACAACCAGUAACGCUGAAGCUACCCUAUAAAUUAGCAAGAUACCAAGCCCAUCUCUCUUCCUUUUUCCCUCUCCCCCAUCAAAAAAGAAAGAAAAAUCUUACUUUAGGCUGCAGGAAAAGUGUGGAUCUACCUUUGAACCAGAAUAAUGCAGAAAAUUUUAUAUGUUGAUUCUUUAAACAAAUGUAGGAAAACACAUUAGAAGUGCCAGAAGGAUGGAACUUCUAGAACCUAAAAUAUGAAGGAAGUAGUGAGGGAGGAGCUACCCCUAUAGAAGCAGUAACUGUAAAAUAAGCACUUGUCACACUGGCAGAGUUCCUGAGGGUCAUUACUUUGUUACAUUGAUUAUAUUUGAUGUUUGUAGUUUUGACCCCAAAAUCUUUCCCAAAAAGCUUGAGGGUCCAUACUGGGGGAUAGAAUUUUGCUAAGCAAUAAGUCAAGGCACUUUAGGACCAAUUAUAUUAAAAAAGUGGGUUAAUAUUUUUAAGCUAUCAUGUUUAUUCAUAAUGAUGUAAGAUAAAAUUAGAUGUUUGUGUUCUAAAAAGGUAUUUAAAAAUAACAGCAUUUAAUCUUGGGAAACUGCCCUGUUUAGGGUAUAUAUAAACGUAAUUUAUUCUGUUUCAAACUCAGCCAACAUCUUCAUGUGCUAAUGAUCAAAGCAGUUAAAAUUUAUUGUCAGUGUGAAAACCUGAUUUGUAAAUGUGUGCAAGAUACAGUACUGCUGCAACUAAUAAUGGUAAGCUGACCAUAACAGUGUCCUCUCCAUGAAUUUUUAUGUAAUGAUAUUUUCUAUGUCAUACUGACUUUUAAGUCAUGAUUUCCAACCUAAUUAUUAAUUCAUUAUUAUUUUUUAGAACAGAACUAGUCAGUCUCUUCUAGUUUUGUGUGUGUGUAUGUUUUACGUAUAAUCAGCUAUAGUAAUCUUGAUGAAUGUUAAUUCUCAAAACAAUUAUUAGACAUUUACUUCUGUUCCAAAUUGGUUGUAAAAUAAUUGAAA